GUGUCCGCAGGUGGGGACCUCGGCGCAGGGGCAGCCAUAAGUCUCCACGGCCAGGGGGAAGAAACCGACAUAAGGUGCGCGGUUACGGUAAUGGUCAAUCUUUUUGUCGGCUUGCUCCCGGGCCAUAUAUCCCCGCCCCUUACGAGCGUGUGGGUCCCGGGUGCUGAUGGGAUCCGUGACAGUGACGUCACAAAUCCAGACGGCACCCGAGUUCCUGUCGCGCAUGGCUAGGUCUGCCUUAUGACCGUCCACCGGACUGUAGAUAGUGGUCUCCUUGGUGACGAUGAACCCGGCAUCCCGCGCCAUACGGAUGCAUUCGUCGCGAAGUGCAUUGUGGGUGUCUGUCCGGCCAUGCCCCGUGCCGCAGCGGAAGAGGUGGUUGGGCAGCCGGGGGUCAAGUAUCUCGGUCCCGUCGGCGCAGUUGCAAGUGCGUGGGGCCGGGAAAGGGAGGCCGAGACGGAAGGCGAGGGCGAUGGCAAAGUGCGGAGGUUCGAGGCGGAGAGAAGGGAAUAUGGGGACGGCGUGGAUCCAAUCCCCUGCCCCGUAGCCCGCCAGAGAGAACAGGCGCUGUGUGUGGCCGGAAAUGGGGUUCAGCUCCAUCCCGCGGGACGCCGCCACUUGGUCCGCAUAUCGGGCGGCGUGGACUUCAAGGGAGAGUCGGUGCUGGAGUGGGGUUCCGGAUGGCUCCUCGCGUUCGGAGCGCAGGAGCUCUAGUGCAUGGGUCGGCAUGGCCGCCUCACACCCUGCCAGCCAGGAAGGCUGCAGGGCCUUCAAUGGCGGGGUCGGAGAGGCCUAGCCCUCCGAGCGAUGGCGGAAGUGAGGCCUGGGCCCAGGUGCGCAUUCGUUCGGCUUCCCCUCGAGGGAGUUGGAGUUUGCAUGCGCCAAGGAGGGUGUGGAAAAGCCCCCGUCCCCACUCCGUCCACUCGGGUUGUGGGAGGAAAUCCAGCGGCGUGGUGCGGGUCAGGUAGCUGACCCGCCGCGAGAUGCAGCGCGUAAGGAGGAGAGAGGCCGUUUGGGGGUCCAUGGUUGCGAUGGUGGGGAGUGGCUCAGCCAGCGAGGCCAGUUGGGAACGGAGGAAAGCGGCUGAGCCCUCCGCUGUCCCGACAAAACUCCCCAGCACCCGCAGUCCCUCGCUGUGGAAAGGGAC
Molecule: messenger RNA, 1147 nt
Organism: Closterium sp. NIES-67
Lineage: Eukaryota; Viridiplantae; Streptophyta; Zygnematophyceae; Desmidiales; Closteriaceae
Source: the annotation of a GenBank genome assembly